AUGCCCCCCACCCCAGCACCCCCAGCCAGCUGCACAGAGUUGCUACAGGCCAGCCGCCGCCAGGUCAACCACCAGGGACGCAUUCAGGAGCCGGGAGCCCAGAGCCCAGCCCCUGCUGCGAUGCUCCUCCCUGGCCUCCUGCUUCUGCUCUGGCUUCCCGCCAGCCUGACUCGCCACGGCCCCUCACUCCGGGUGGGGGCCCACCCCCACCCCCAGAGCCCUGGGACCCCACACUGCUACUCCGCCGAGGAGCUGCCCCUGGGCCACGCCCCCCCACACCUGCUGGCCCGAGCUGCCAAGUGGGAGCAGGCAUUGCCAGUGGCCCUGGUGUCCAGCCUGGAGGCGGUGGGCCGCAGGAGGAGGCACGUGGGGGUCCCGGCCGGGACUCAGUGCCCCGUGCUGCAGCCAGGGGAGGUGCUGGAAGCUGACGUCCACCAGCGCUCCAUCUCGCCCUGGAGAUACCGCGUGGACACGGAUGAGAGCCGCUACCCACAGAAGCUGGCCUUCGCCGAGUGCCUGUGCCGGGGCUGUAUCAGCGCCAAGACGGGCCGCGAGACGGCUGCACUCAACUCGGUGCCACUGGUCCAGAGCCUCCUGGUACUACGCCGCCGGCCCUGCUCCCGGGACACCACGGGGGUGCCCACACCUGGGGCCUUCGCCUUCCACGCUGAGUUCAUCCGUGUGCCCGUGGGCUGCACCUGUGUCCUGCCCAGGUCAGCCCGGUGACUGCUGCUUGGCUCCUGAACUGGCCUCCAGGGAGGCCCUCCUAUUUAUGUGUAUUUAUUGGUUAUUUAUGUGCCCCUGGGGUCUUGGGCAGGUACGAGGCUCCAGGAAAGACUGGCUCCA
This is a messenger RNA of Cervus elaphus (red deer), 846 nucleotides long. It is a transcript of the gene IL17C, whose product is annotated as interleukin 17C. The transcript is spliced from 4 exons. NCBI's taxonomy places the organism in Eukaryota, Metazoa, Chordata, Mammalia, Artiodactyla, Cervidae. The coding region runs from base 1 to 726 and encodes 241 amino acids. The record is from RefSeq and is a predicted model, not a curated record. Gene Ontology annotation, biological process: inflammatory response. Gene Ontology annotation, molecular function: cytokine activity. Gene Ontology annotation, cellular component: extracellular region.